AACAACAAGGAAACGAUGGUGUCUGAGGCUUACGAUCAGAGCUCGAUCAUGAUGGCUUCUAAUAGUUUAUACUGGACUCUGUGGAUGGUGGCAUGUUUUGGAGAGUAUUUAGGCCAAGAUCUACAGUUUCCUGGGCAGACUUAUGGGGCAAUAGGAGGAAGUGUGAUGUUCACCCCUGAAAACUUAGCAUCCAUAGGGAUUGAUGUACAAAUUACAUGGAAUUUUGGAGCAACUAAUAUACUGACAGGAAAACCAGAAUCACCCACAAUAGUCCCAGCAUACAUAGACAGAGUCAGUUUUGACCAAAACACUCUCUCUCUGGAGCUCCGGAACCUGAAAAUGGAGGAUUCUGGAUUAUACAUACUGACUGUGAUUCCUGUUAGUGGAGAUCAACUCAGAGGAGAAACCACACUACAGUUGUUCGAAAACAUAACAAAUGUGAAGCUUACUGAUCCAGAAGAAACCUUAAUUGAGGAUGAAUCAUCUGCUAACAUCACCUCUGAAGGAAGCGGCACCAUCACCUCUGUGCAGUGGAUGAAAGAUAACAGUCCUCUGUCUCCUAACAACAGCAUCAUCUUUUCAUCUGAUAAUAGAUCAGUGUCCAUCAAUCCAGUGCAGAGAUCAGACGCUGGAGAAUAUCAGUGUACAUACAGUAACCCUGUCAGCUCUGAGACGGCAAAACUCACCCUGACCAUCAACUAUGGACCAGAUGGUGUUUCUAUUAAGGGUCCAGAUGAGAUGGAUUUAGGUGUUCAAAUGUUUUUGUCUUGCUCGGCAAAUUCUGAACCUUCCGCCUCAUUCAGCUGGAUGUUUAAUGGGUCAGACACUGGUGUGACCACAGACAAAUACACCAUUGAUAAGACUGACUUCACAGACAGUGGAGAAUACAUCUGUACACAGCCUUUAACAAAGUCACAAACAGAAGAGAAUCAAUAAGACAUGUUUUAACGCAUUCAAGGUAGACAGAAACUACUUAC
Molecule: messenger RNA, 977 nt
Organism: Danio aesculapii
Lineage: Eukaryota; Metazoa; Chordata; Actinopteri; Cypriniformes; Danionidae
Product: carcinoembryonic antigen-related cell adhesion molecule 1-like
Exons: 5
Coding region: 16-936 (306 amino acids)
Source: RefSeq, a predicted model, not a curated record